Molecule: messenger RNA, 4156 nt
Organism: Arvicanthis niloticus (Nile rat)
Lineage: Eukaryota; Metazoa; Chordata; Mammalia; Rodentia; Muridae
Gene: Slc6a11
Product: solute carrier family 6 member 11
Biological process (GO): nitrogen compound transport; neurotransmitter transport; amino acid transport
Cellular component (GO): cell projection; plasma membrane
Molecular function (GO): gamma-aminobutyric acid:sodium:chloride symporter activity
Source: RefSeq, a predicted model, not a curated record
CCGGGCGCCCGGGGCGGCGGCGCAGAGCCGGGGCCGGCGCACGAGGCGGCAGGGCGGCCAUGACUGCGGAGCAAGCGCUGCCCCUGGGCAACGGGAAGGCGGCCGAGGAGGCGCGGGGGUCCGAGGCGCUGGGCGGUGGCGGCGGCGGGGGCGCGGCGGGGACGCGCGAGGCGCGCGACAAGGCUGUCCACGAGCGCGGCCACUGGAACAACAAGGUGGAGUUCGUGUUAAGCGUAGCGGGAGAGAUCAUCGGGCUGGGCAACGUGUGGCGCUUCCCCUACCUGUGCUACAAGAACGGAGGAGGGGCAUUCCUGAUUCCUUAUGUGGUGUUUUUCAUCUGCUGUGGAAUCCCUGUCUUCUUCUUGGAAACGGCUCUGGGGCAGUUCACGAGCGAGGGCGGCAUCACGUGCUGGAGGAGAGUCUGUCCUUUGUUUGAAGGCAUUGGCUAUGCAACACAGGUGAUUGAGGCACACCUCAAUGUCUACUACAUCAUCAUCUUGGCCUGGGCCAUCUUCUACCUAAGCAAUUGCUUCACCACCGAGCUCCCCUGGGCUACCUGUGGGCACGAGUGGAACACAGAGAAAUGUGUGGAGUUCCAGAAGCUGAACUUCAGCAACUACAGUCAUGUGUCCCUGCAGAAUGCCACCUCCCCGGUCAUGGAGUUCUGGGAACGGCGGGUCUUGGCUAUAUCCGAUGGCAUUGAGCACAUUGGGAACCUCCGUUGGGAGCUGGCACUGUGUCUCCUGGCAGCCUGGACCAUCUGCUACUUCUGCAUCUGGAAGGGUACUAAGUCGACUGGAAAGGUCGUGUAUGUCACUGCAACCUUCCCCUACAUCAUGCUGCUGAUCCUCCUGAUUCGAGGGGUCACACUGCCAGGCGCCUCUGAAGGCAUCAAGUUCUAUCUGUACCCUGACCUCUCCCGACUCUCUGAUCCACAGGUGUGGGUGGACGCUGGGACGCAGAUCUUUUUCUCCUACGCUAUCUGCCUGGGCUGCCUGACUGCACUGGGGAGUUAUAACAACUACAACAACAACUGCUACAGGGACUGUAUUAUGCUCUGUUGUCUAAACAGUGGCACCAGCUUUGUGGCUGGGUUUGCCAUCUUCUCCGUCCUGGGCUUCAUGGCGUAUGAGCAAGGUGUGCCUAUUGCUGAGGUGGCAGAAUCAGGUCCUGGACUGGCUUUCAUCGCCUACCCCAAGGCUGUCACUAUGAUGCCUCUCUCCCCAUUGUGGGCCACCUUAUUCUUCAUGAUGCUUAUCUUCCUGGGCCUGGACAGUCAGUUUGUAUGUGUGGAGAGCCUUGUGACAGCCGUGGUAGACAUGUACCCCAAGGUCUUCCGGCGGGGCUACCGGCGAGAACUGCUCAUCCUGGCCCUGUCCAUCAUCUCCUAUUUCCUAGGCCUGGUGAUGCUGACAGAGGGAGGCAUGUACAUUUUCCAGCUUUUCGACUCAUAUGCCGCCAGUGGCAUGUGCUUGCUCUUUGUGGCCAUCUUUGAGUGUGUCUGCAUCGGCUGGGUGUAUGGAAGCAACCGGUUCUAUGACAAUAUUGAGGACAUGAUUGGUUAUCGGCCACUGUCACUCAUCAAGUGGUGCUGGAAAGUCGUGACUCCUGGGAUCUGUGCGGGCAUCUUCAUCUUCUUUCUGGUCAAGUACAAGCCACUCAAGUACAACAACGUGUACACAUAUCCUGCUUGGGGCUACGGCAUCGGCUGGCUCAUGGCUCUGUCCUCUAUGCUCUGCAUCCCACUUUGGAUCUUCAUCAAGCUGUGGAAGACAGAGGGCAGCCUGCCCGAGAAAUUACAGAAGUUGACAGUCCCCAGUGCUGAUCUGAAAAUGCGGGGCAAGCUUGGGGCCAGCCCACGGACGGUGACCGUUAAUGACUGUGAGGCCAAGGUCAAGGGCGACGGCACUAUCUCUGCCAUCACAGAGAAGGAGACGCACUUCUGAGUCCUCACCAGCCACUUGGAUGCAGCUCCAACCUUCCUUCCCUGUGUGUAAAUGAACCCCGAACCUCGUACUUCACCUAAUGUUAGGGGCUUGCUCGUCUGCACAGGACUUAUUAACAAGUUAACUCCCAGCCGGCCACUGUGUGCCCUGUACCCUCGCCUCACCCCUGUGAUCGUGGGCAUAUCCACCUCACCAAGAUAAUUCUGUACAGUGACUAGUAGAUCCUGGCCUAGGGUGGCUCAGCCUGUGUUUUCUAGGGUUCUUGUAUUAUACUGUCAACUCUUAUGCUGGGGGCAGGUGGAGUGGGGGAGCGGUGCCUGUCUGCCUCUGGCUUUCAGUCAUUCCUGGUUUUAUCUCUGAACUUCCCUGGCCAUCCUCCUCUGUGCCCUAGGACAAGCGUGUUUUAUUUUGUUUUAUUUUGGUCUUCCCUCUUUCCCAGUGACACCUUCUACAUGUCGAGGUUGCAAGAUAGAAAACAAAGCAUCCCACCAUCCUCAGGGCUCCUGAGUAACCAGGAGUUGCUGACUGUCCCUUCCAGUGACUGAGGCUCCUCCUUUCUCUCCCUAGCCUCCAGUUUCUCCACCUCCCAGACUGGGAGGGGAUAAAUGGAGUCUUCAGAGCAGGGAAGAGUACCUGCCUCACUGCUUUGCAGGGCUGAAGUACCUGCAGAGACUUGUAGACCUCUUCUCUGUCCCCUUGGUUACAACCUACCCACUUGCUUGUCUUAAGUCAAACCUACCACCAAUGAUGUGGGGAAGUGUGUUUCCCUAACAACUGGAGUUUUAGCUUAACCCUGAUCCCUGGAGACUAGUGCACCCCCAGCCCCUGUGGCAGGGGCUCCCACCAUCUGUCCAGCCUUCUUGGCCACCAGCUCUGUCCCUCCUUCCUAGGUAGGGAUGAUCAGAAGGUAACCAUCUCUUCUUGCAGCUGUCUGGCCAGGAUCUAUGGCUUAGGAUCUAUGGCUGCCCCUGCAGGGGAGCUACAGUGAGGCCUGGGGCUGGAUUCUACCCACAGUCCCUUCCCUGUGCACCCUGCUUUGUCCCCUGCCUUGUCCCUGUCCUCUUUUUUACCUUUCAGCCUAUCCCUGCAGAUCCUGUAGGCAGACACCUUAACUCUGGAGCCAUUCCACCUGCCUGUCACCUGCGUCUGAGGAGCCUUCACUUCCAUUUGCCAGAGGGAAGAACUGGUUACCCAUCCCUCAGACUCUUCCUUGGAAAUGGAGCAUAUAGUCCCUAGGGGGAGGCCUUUUGCCCUUUCUGCCUAGCUCAGACCUCUUAGGCUGCAUCUCUCUUCCUCAGCUGCUGUGUUUUUUUUUUUUUUUUUUUUUUUUUUUUUUCUUUUUUAGCUGCGUUGUCAGCCCAGCUAUUGGAGGAUGGGAAGUGGAGAGAGGGUCAUUCUUUCCCUCUUCCUGUAGUUUUCUAGAUUUGUCUGCAGAAAGGUGAGAUGUCUUCAUGGUACAGCUCCAGUGUCCUGUCAGAGACCUGAAUGCUCUAUUUACCCAAUGCUUCCAGACUCUUAGCUGUUCUGCCCAGACACCUCCCUCCCACUUAAAGCCUGAGCUGGCUGAGCCAAAUGCCCAGCACUGUCCCUAUCUAAUUGGGCACUUGUCUAGGGCACACCGCCCCCAGGUGCUCACACACAGGCCAUAUACUCCUUCUGGGAAGGCCAGCAUCAUCCUGAAGAUGACCUGUGGGGUUGGUCCUUGAUUGCUGUCCCCCCUACAACCCCUGAGAAGGGAGGCUGCCCAUUGCUGCUAUUGCUCCUCACCACCAACUCCCUCAUGGACAGAUGGACAGACAGAUCCCUGAUGUCUGUCACCAUAGACACACGUGUUGUACAUGUGGCCCUUAACACUUGACACUCUUAACACUACUCAUGGGGCUGGGUAGAGGGAGGCUUGUGGUUUGGGGAUUGUUGUUUUUUUGGGUUCUUUUCUCUCUCUCUCUUUUUUUGUAAUUUCAUACUAGUAUUUGGGUAACUGUAGGGAGGAGGGGAGGGAACAUGGGAGCAAGGGAACAUGUCAUUGUGACAACUUUUUUGAUAUUCAUUAGAAAUGAUGCAAUAUAUCCUUUCUGAGAUAUUUACAGUAUUAUUAAAAAAUGAAAAGGGUUGGACUGUUUUGCAUAACAAACUUUUUAUUGGCAACUCAAAGAGCACAAGGUUGUCUGUCUGCUCAUUUUUAAAAAUUAAAGGAUGUGGAUCAACUCCCA